UCCUAUUUUAAAGAACCACACUCCACUGCAGAACUAAACAGUCCACCGACAGCAGCAGCAAGUGAUCAUAGUGAGUGAGCCAAUGUCCGCUUACAUUCCGCCGCACAAAAGGCACACAAAGGGAUCGCCGUCGCCGAAGCCAACUCCGUCGCCGGAGUCCCUGACACCUACCUUCAAGAAAAACCUGAAUUUCGGGAACCAGAAGAGAAAGGAAAAGUAUUUGGGCGGCUUCCUUUACGCUCAUGAUGCAGUUUCCAAAUGGUUCCCCGUUGGCUUGACUGUUGACGAUUCUCAGUUUUCAUCUCUUGUGAGGCUCCAACCCGUUUCAGUGGAGCGAAAAUCAGGAGAUAAACCUCUCUCUUUGGUUCUAAUGGAAGGUUGCAGCGAACGAACAAAUCAGCUUAUGGAUAAGCCAUGGCUUUUGGCGGCUUUAAGUGUGAUGGAGGACUUACUUUUGUCAUUUCAGCAUGUGAAGCGUGACAUGGAGGAAUCUAAUAUGGAAGAAAUAAAGCCAACUCUAGUUGCUCGUUUUGGAAGGAUUCUCUUUUAUGGGUUAGUAUUCUUCAUUUCUAUAUUAGGCUUGUCAUAUUAGGAAUCUUUGGAGUCUUUUGUACCCUUGUGAAACCUAAUAACAUGUGUCCUUAUAUUCGAAACAUAUAGGUAUUUAACAAUGCAAACCUCCCUGACUAAAU
Molecule: messenger RNA, 692 nt
Organism: Nicotiana tabacum (common tobacco)
Lineage: Eukaryota; Viridiplantae; Streptophyta; Magnoliopsida; Solanales; Solanaceae
Source: RefSeq, a predicted model, not a curated record